AUGCAGCGUGCUGAACCAUUAGCAGAUGACGACGUUUUGAAACCCGACGAAUUGUCCAAAAUCAAGAGUUAUUUGUUGUCAAUGAGCCAUAUGCACGACGAUGAACCUCAACCUCCAAUAAGGGAUCCAAGCGGUUACUGUCGUUCUUUCAAUAAUUGCUACGAAUGUGUGAAAAGUAUGUGGUUUCCAUGUGGUUGGUGUCAUAACUACGGAUGCACUGAAAAUCCUGGAGCACUGUGUCCCUUGGCGGAAACUAAAGCAGACAAAUCUAAUAUAAGUGGACAAAUUCGAGCUUGUCCACACAUUGAAAGUGAAGGUCCAGUAUUAGUUCCAGGCGGUGUUCGAGUAAAUAUAAAAGUCAAAGUAUAUAUCCCUGAUCCAGCGUUAUAUGAAAAAGACAUUAUUUGCCAGGUGAAAAUUGGAACUGAACUGAACCAUCUGAAAGGGUUGAUACUCAAAGAUGUUGUAUACUGUUACCCUGCUGUUUUGAAGUCGCGUUCCAAUGAAUUCGACGACAAUGAUAGAGGAACUUUAAUGCUUAUUUGGGGUGGUGCUCAACCUUAUUCAAACAAGGUUCCUUUGAUUGUGUACAAUUGUGAAACGUUGGCGACGGAUUGUGAAUCUUGUAGGAUAAUCCCGUCCGUGUACGGGUGCGGGUGGUGUGACCAGACAGCUAAAUGUGUGAUGGGGGCCAAGUGCUCCAACGACAUGAUGCAAUGGACAUUAAAUAGAUUGACUUGUGAAAAUUAUGGUAAGACAUUAUUGUACGUUUAA
Helicoverpa armigera (cotton bollworm) is the source of this 774-nucleotide messenger RNA. Its product is annotated as plexin A3. The record is from RefSeq and is a predicted model, not a curated record. The coding region runs from base 1 to 774 and encodes 257 amino acids. Lineage: Eukaryota; Metazoa; Arthropoda; Insecta; Lepidoptera; Noctuidae. The transcript has a single exon.